Gloeophyllum trabeum ATCC 11539 is the source of this 2067-nucleotide messenger RNA. RefSeq lists its product as uncharacterized. The transcript has 8 exons. Lineage: Eukaryota; Fungi; Basidiomycota; Agaricomycetes; Gloeophyllales; Gloeophyllaceae. The annotation marks the transcript as partial. The record is from RefSeq and is a predicted model, not a curated record.
AUGCUCGACAAAGGAAAGGCGACGGCGCAUGACCAUACUCAGCCAGACCUUGCGCUUGCCAGCGAUGCACGCCCGUCAUCCGUGCACGUCGGCGACAGCCCUGCCGCGGACGAUCAUCACACGCCGCCCCAGUCUGAUCCUCGACCCCGACAGCCGACGCAGGGCGUGCUCGCAUCGCCCGUCGACGCCCAUCGAGUGUCGACGACGCUAGCGCCGCGCACUGGCAGGGACGCAGCGGGCUCGCGGACAGGGGCUCCGGAGCGCAGCGCUGACGGGGGCGACGGCGGAGACAGCGACAGGCAAGGUGCGAUCAGAGACGAGCGAGGUGAUUUGCCCGCCGAUGCAGAGCACGCGCAGACGCGAUCUGGGCCGGGAUCGGACACUGCUGUCUGUUCUUCCGCGUCUAUUCGCCCUCGCAUUCAAAGUCCUUGCAAUGCGUCCCGCCACCCCCCUGCGCUCUCUGCUCCCGUCCUCCUCAUGCCUCGCCACCUGCGCCCCCUGCUUUAUUGCCACUGCUGCCGCCCGCCCAGCCCCAUCGUCGCCCCGACCACCCUCCACUGCGGCCACACCGUCUGCGCAGACCAUGUGCGCUCGGACGGCUCGCCACCCUCUUCGUCUUCGGCGCCAGCAGCCCUCCCGCUGCUGCCCACCUGCCCCCUGCCAUCCUGUUCCCGUCCAUCCACCCACCAGAGUCCAGCCGCAUUCACUAUUCCACCGACCUCCAGGGUGGUCUACCGACCGGCACCCUCUAUUUCAGACCCCCCUCCCCUUACGACUGUCGCAAUCAAAGUACCAGACCCGAAGGUCGACGUCGUGGUAAGUAAAGUGAUAGACUUGGUCGAGCGGAUGGACAAGCUAGCAGAGGAGGGCGAGGACGAGUUUCGUUCGCGCUCGUCUUCUCGCUCCCGACCAUCACAACGCCCGAGGAAACGUAGGCGUCAUCUCCAUCUCCCCGACCCCCAGGCACAGCAGCGCGCCAACGUUCCCGGGCCUUCUUCCCUGGGCGCAGGGGGCGACUCUAGCCCCGAGUCGCUUAGUGCAAAGCUCGAGAAGGAACUCAUGGGUGAGCUGACGUGCGAGAUUUGCUACAUGCUCUUGCAUCAGCCCGUCACAACACCUUGUCAGCAUACGUUUUGCGCCAAGUGUCUGCAGCGUUCGCUGGAUCACAGCAACGCCUGUCCACUGUGCAGACAGGAUUUGCCUAGUUUCUCCUAUUUUCAAGACCACCCGUACAAUCAAGUCUUGCUUGCCAUCAUCCUCAAAGCCUUCCCCGAGACAUACGCGGAACGGCGCCGGUCGAUCGAAGAGGAGGAGAAAGCCGCGAGGCUGGAUACGCCCUUAUUUGUCUGCCAGCUCUCCUUUCCUGGCAUGCCCACCCUUCUCCACAUCUUUGAGCCACGCUAUCGUUUAAUGCUGCGGCGAUGUUUAUCCUCGCCUACGCCGCUCUUCGGCAUGAUCAUGCCCCCCAGGUCGUCAUCGAUCGCCGGCCAGACGGAGUACGGUACAAUGCUGGAGAUCCGAAGCGUGCAGAUGCUGGCCGAUGGGAGGAGCAUGGUAGAGACCUGGGGCGUCUGGCGGUUCAGGAUCCUGGAAAGAGCCAUCGUGGACGGGUAUCUCGUGGGGCGGAUUGAGAGGAUAGAUGACUUUGCGGAAGAGCUGGACGACGUGGACAGUGUCGAAUUGAGUGUUUUCGCGGAUUCGAAUUCUUCGACGUCGACGCCUUCUCUUGGCGCGCUUCUCCCCCCUCCAAUGAGUGUCCCGAGCACCUCGGCGCCGUCCCGCCCACCUUCGCCUACAAAUGCGGAGUUGGUGGCUAUCUGUCAUGGCUUUCUGGACCAAUUGAGGCAUGGCACGGCGCCCUGGGUUGUGCAGAGGUUGAAUAACACCUAUGGGCCUAUGCCCACCACCGCCAGCGAGUUCAGCUUCUGGAUGGCUCUGGUUCUACCCAUCGACGAGCACGAAAAGGCGAAACUACUCCCCAUCCGCUCGCCCAGGCUGCGCCUGCGGCUCGUCGUGCACUGGAUAGAGCAGUUGAACAGCAAUUGGUGGUUCUCGAGUGGGUGUGUG